Molecule: messenger RNA, 1582 nt
Organism: Hyaena hyaena (striped hyena)
Lineage: Eukaryota; Metazoa; Chordata; Mammalia; Carnivora; Hyaenidae
Gene: SBSN
Product: suprabasin
Exons: 4
Coding region: 134-1444 (436 amino acids)
Source: RefSeq, a predicted model, not a curated record
GACUGGGGACCAAGUCAGUGCCUCACAAGGGUAAUUGAGUCAUGAGGGGUGGAGAAGAGGGAGGGAAGUAGAAGAUAAAUAGCAGCUUUGCCUCCCUGGCUCCUCUCUGCAUCCUUCCCACCCUGCCAACAACAUGCACCUUGACAGUUUGCUCAGCUCCUGCUCCCUCCUACUGCUAUUCGGGGCCCUUCCUGGAUGGGCAGCCAAUGAUGACCCCAUUGAGAAGGUCAUUGAAGGAAUCAACCGGGGGCUGAGCAAUGCAGAGAGAGAGGUGGGCAAGGCCCUGGAAGGCAUCAAUAAUGGAAUCACUCAUGCUGGAAGGGAAGUGGAGAAAGUUUUUAAUGGACUUAGCCACAUGGGGAGCCAGGCUGGCAAGGAGCUGGACAAGGGCAUCCAGGGGCUCAACAACGGCUUGGACAAGGUAGCCCAUGGGAUCAACAGUGGCAUCGGACAAGGAGGAAAGGAAGCAGAGAAGCUUGUCCAUGGGGUCAACAACGCUGCUGGACAGGUUGGGAAGGAGGCAGACAAAGUGAUUCAGGGGGUCCAUCAUGGGGUCAACCAGGCGGGAAGCGAGGCGGGGAGAUUUGGCCAGGGGGUCCAUCAUGGGGUUAGCCAGGCUGGGAAGGAGGCAGAGAAGUUUGGUCAAGGGAUCCACCACGGGGUUAACCAGGCUGGGGAUGAGGCGGGGAGAUUUGGCCAGGGGGUCCACCAUGGGGUUAACCAGGCUGGGAAGGAAGCAGAGAAGUUUGGUCAAGGGAUCCACCAUGGGGUUAACCAGGCUGGGAAGGAGGCAGAGAAGUUUGGGCAGGGGGUCCACCAUGGGGUUAACCAGGCUGGGAAGGAGGCAGAGAAGUUUGGUCAAGGGAUCCACCACGGGGUUAACCAGGCUGGGAAGGAGGCAGAGAAGUUUGGCCAUGAUGUUCAUUACGCUGCAGGGCAGGCUGGGAGAGAGGGAGACAAAAUAGCCCAAGGGGUCCACCAUGGAGUUAACCAGGCUGGGAAGGAGGGGGAGAACUUUGGCCAGGGAGUUCAUCAUGCCGUUGAACAGGCCGGAAAGGAGGCAGACAAAGUGGUCCAAGGGGUCCAUGAUGGGGUCAACCAGGCCGGGAAGGAGGCUGAGAAAUUUGGUCAAGGGGUCAACCACGCUGCCGGCCAAGCUGGAAAGGAAGCGGAGAAACUUGGCCAAGGUGUCCACCAUGCUGCUGGUCAGGCCGGGAAGGAGGUGGACAGGUUGCAGCAGAAUGUUCAUAACGGGGUCAACCAAGCCGGCAAGGAGGCCAACAAGCUGCUGAAUGUAGGGCACUCACCCAGGCGUUUCCACCGGCCAGCACCAGCACGGAGGGGGCGCAACCACAACAUUAACAUCUGGAGCCUCGGUCAACAAGGCCUUUCUCAACUUUCCAGCUCUGUGGAAGAGCGUCAUCGCCAUCAUUCCCUGAACUGAUGCGCUGGCCUUCUCAGCAGACUGACAUUCCUGUUGUCAUACUAACUGGCAUGACCUGCAGGAGCCGGGGGUGGGGGGGCAGAUUUCCUGAGUCUCGCAGGGCGGCUGUACUGGGAUUUGUGAAUAAACACGACACUC